AGACUGGAGUGCCCUGUGAGAGCAGGGGACGGACCGAACGAACGAACGAGGACUUGUACGCUUCUAUAUAUUCUGAACGCGCUCGCGAACGCUUCGCUCGCGCGAAACGAAUGUCCGUCUAUCCGAAUGUCCGUCCCGUUUCUCUCCCGGUGUCGUCGUCCCGAUAUCGCGUCCCGGUGUCACGUUCCGUGCCAGCUGUUUUCAUGACGCGCCGCUUCGUCAAGAACCGCGAGCCGCUCCGUGUUGUCGCGACGAGAGGAAGCUCGGUCGCGCGUUGCCGCUGAUCUCGCGCCACGUUUCGCAAACGUCAAGCAGGAACUCGGGAUUGAAGUGCGCGAUGACGUCUCAUUGAUGAAUCGUGUGAUUGCUGGAGAAAAACGUGCGUCAUGAGGUCGGUCACGGCCGACCAGGACUUUGGCGCAGCCUGAUGCCAGAUCUUUGAUGCCGUCUCGUUUUUCCGUUUAACGACAUUGUCGCGCGACAUAUAGAGACACAGUGAAGAAGAGAGAAAAAGAGAGAGGGAGAGCGAUAGAGGGCGAGAGAGAGAGAGAGAGAGAGAGUGCAGUGCGUGCAGGUGCAAGAUUGUGCCCCGUUUCGCGUAUAUUCGGGGAGAGCAAAGGGGAGAGAGCUGCACGUCUACGCGCGUAAAUUCCAGACAUGUCAGCGUACGCGCAAUUCGGAUACUCGUAUCCGUCGGCGUCCCAGCUUCUGGUAAGCGGUGGGCAGCCAACGACGGCAACGUCACCGGCAAUGUCAUCGGGGAGCGCGUUGAGUCCGGGGGGCCUGUCGCCCUCGUCGACGGCAACAACAACGACGGGGAUCGGGCCAGCGGGCACUGGCGGCGCCACGACCCCCGUGGGUGGCGCAGCAACCGGGCCCGGUUGCUGCGAGAACGGCAGGCCCAUGAUGACGGACCCCGUGACGGGGCAGACGGUGUGCAGCUGUCAGUACGACAGCGCCGCGAGAUUGGCGUUGGGCGCUUAUCCCCGGCUAGGGCCCACCGCGACCUCCUACUCAUCCUAUCCCACGCCGACACCAUCCACCACCGAUCAAGGGCCUUACCCCAGCAUCGGUAUGGACAGCUCCGCGUUCUACCCGCCAUUGGGUAAUCCGUACGGGCUGAAGGACGCGACGGGGAUGGGCAUGACGGCGGACAUGGGUGCUGCCUGGGGCACGGCCGCCCUUCAACCUGCCGCCACGGGUUACUACCCUUACGAUCCAACCCUGGCCGCCUACGGAUACAGCGCCGGUUACGAUCUGGCCGCGCGACGGAAGAAUGCCACGAGAGAAUCGACGGCGACCUUGAAAGCUUGGCUGAACGAGCACAAGAAGAACCCGUAUCCGACGAAAGGCGAGAAGAUUAUGCUGGCUAUCAUCACGAAGAUGACGUUGACUCAAGUCUCGACUUGGUUUGCGAACGCGCGGAGACGUCUCAAAAAGGAGAACAAGAUGACGUGGGAGCCGAAGAACAAGACGGACGACGACGACGACGCCGUGCUCUCCGAUUCCGAGGAUAAUAAGGAAAAGGACGAUCUCGUGGCGGAUAACAGAAGCGACCGAGUCGGCGAAGAGGCGAGACGAGGCCUCGAUGAUACCGAGCCAAUGAGGCACGUGAAAGCGGAACUCCUGCAGCAUGAGAAGGACCUCGACGACGAGGACGAUCUGGAUCUCGAGGACGAUCGUCGACGAAGCGAGCAUCCGUUUCAUCACGCGAUGCAACAUCACCACCAUCACCAUCAAGGCUUUGGCGGCGAGGAUCAUCUAAAGGACGAGGGUAUCAAGCCGGAUUGUAGCGCGGGCGGUGUACCAAUACCCGCGACAAAACCGAAAAUUUGGUCUUUAGCGGACACGGCAGCGUGCAAGACACCGCCACCACCCUCGCAUCCUCAUCAUCAGCAGUAUCAUCAUCAGCAUCAUCAGCAACACUACCCGCAACAGAACCAAUAUCACAUGCCUCGUCAAGACAUGAUUCAGACUGACACGCGACAUUCGUGGCUCGGUUCAGCAAGUAUGGUGGGAGGCGGUAGCGCCGGAGGUGGCGGCGUCGGCGCCGGUGGCGGCGGAAACUUGGGGAGUUCGUUCGCUCUACCCUCCUCGGCCGGGAUGAGCCCGUCGGCGGCAGCGACGGCGCCCUUCACAGGCAUGGCCGCGAGAUACGGCGGUCUGCUCUCGUCCUCGUCCGGCAGUCAGCUCCAUUAUAAUCCCAACUCGUCGUCGGGCUCGAGCUCGAGCGCAUCCUCCUCGGCGGCGGCAGCGGCGGGGUUUCCCGAGGUUGGCACGGACACUCCACCCCAGACACCGCCCAACAUGAAGGUGGCCACGCCGAACGGAGUGAUUCAGGGCCCACCGGGUGGUUACUGUCCUGGUGGCAAUGCGACCGGCGCCGCGACUAACGGCAAUCCUAACAAUCCGUACGGGGCGUCGAUUCAUCCCGGCGGCGGCGGCAGCGGUUAUCUAUCGACGAGUUCGGGCUCGGCCAGUAGCGCGUCGUCCUUUAGCUCUCGGCUGCAGAGCUCGCCGGUCGGACAUAACUCCAUUCUCCACCAGCAUCAAACCACUGCCAGUUUGCCGCCCACGGAGGCCAGCACCGCGUUUAAACCGUUUUACAAAGGCUCGCAAUCAAUGGGUAACGGCUACGUGUCGCCGGUUUAAGAGAGCCAACGCAAUGAUCCAGAACAACGGUCUUUCUCAAGAAUAAAGCGGCGCCGUUGAGGAAAGGUCCUGCGAGGAAGUUCUGCGGCCGGACUGUAAAUACGCGCUCCUGAGUGGUCUCGGGAUUUAUUAGCGUUAUCUCGACCUCGCGGAAAAAGCGAGAGAAAGAAGUGCAAAGCGAGUAGAGGCAGGCACAGGAAGGAAGGAAGGAAGGAUGAAAGGUGCUCGACUCUCUUCGAGAUACAUAAAUCUCGUUCCUCGACCUCUGGAACGCGCGACUAGGAAAAGACGUAUGAGAGGGCAGAGGAGGACCAAGGGGAUGGGGGAGGGAGAGGGUAGAGAAGCGCGGCAGUAUGCGAGGCGAGAGGAAGCGGCUUAGAGGAGAUUUAGGAAUUAGGAGAAUUACGUCAAAGUGCCUGCUUACGCACGGCUACGUACGGCGAAGCGACACCGCGGCCGGGUAAGAAGAAAGUAUAGGGACGCGCUCGGAUUUACGUCCGACGCGUUCUCUUCCCUCUUCGUUGCUAGCAAGAAAGCGCCGCCAUGCUUUCGAUCGGUACCGCCGACCGAUCUGGUUGACGGCAAAGGCAAGGAAUGCGGGAGGAGUGUACUCUCUUAAAUGGAAUCGGUGUAUUAUCACUGAUAAGCUGCAAACAGUAAAAUUUCACAGAGAAAAAAUCAGUUAGUGGCUGAUUUUUCAGUGAAAUUUUACCGCCAUAAUUAAUGAAACAAGCUGGAUGGAGCAAAGCAUCAGUGUGUUUUCAUAGGAGAUCAGUGAGCACUUGAAAUAUUAUUAUUUAUAUUUUUAUUAAAAUUAAUAAAUAUAUUGGCUUUAAUAAAUUUUACGUUCGAUCAGUUUAAUUGUGAGCAAUAUAUGUUAGCAUAAUUGUUGAGAAUUAAAACAAUACUUGAAACGUAAACAGAUAUAUACAAGGUGUUUCAAAAGUGGAGUUCAAUCGCUCGAGAAGUGAUUGGGGACCCAAAAACAACAAAAAAAGUUGAUAUGAACAUAAUUGUUUUCGAGUUAUCGCCAUUUUUAUGUUGAAAUUUUAAAUUGCUUUGCUUUCAUAUUUUUUUGUUCAAAAUUGAAAGAAGAGAUGGUUUGUAUGAGUUUUAUAACAUAAUUAAAGUCAAAUAAAAGUUGCGGACUGCUUUAGCACUACCCGGGAUAAAAAAAAGAGAAAGAAACCAUAAUAAAAAAAAUACAAAUAAAAUAAGAAAUGCAU
Formica exsecta is the source of this 3878-nucleotide messenger RNA. Its product is annotated as homeobox protein araucan-like. Gene Ontology annotation, biological process: cell development; regulation of transcription by RNA polymerase II; neuron differentiation. The coding region runs from base 658 to 2652 and encodes 664 amino acids. Gene Ontology annotation, molecular function: DNA-binding transcription factor activity, RNA polymerase II-specific; RNA polymerase II cis-regulatory region sequence-specific DNA binding. Lineage: Eukaryota; Metazoa; Arthropoda; Insecta; Hymenoptera; Formicidae. The record is from RefSeq and is a predicted model, not a curated record. Gene Ontology annotation, cellular component: nucleus. The transcript is spliced from 8 exons.